Molecule: messenger RNA, 1198 nt
Organism: Solanum lycopersicum (tomato)
Lineage: Eukaryota; Viridiplantae; Streptophyta; Magnoliopsida; Solanales; Solanaceae
Product: nod factor hydrolase protein 1
Biological process (GO): carbohydrate metabolic process; chitin catabolic process
Cellular component (GO): extracellular region
Molecular function (GO): chitinase activity; chitin binding
Source: RefSeq, a predicted model, not a curated record
UUUGUCCUAUAAAUAGAGAAGAAACUAAAGCAACAAACAUAUGAUCUUGUAUCAACAAAAAUGGCUAAUAUUUUGUCAUGUUGUAUUGUGUUUUUUCUUGCCCUUUGUUCUGGUGUGAUGGCAAAUCCUCAUUGUAAAGGUGUCAAAGGUGCAUAUUACCCUUCAUGGGCAUUUUCAACUUUCCCACCAUCAUCCAUAGACACAUCUUUGUUCACUCAUAUCUACUAUGCAUUUCUUGUACCAAACAACACAACAUUUAAAUUCGAUAUUGACGAUGAAACAUCCAAACUGCUCUUCAACUUCACCUCCACCCUUCGAUCGUCUGUCAAGACACUCUUUUCGGUUGGGGGAGGAGGUGAAGGACCAGCUAGGUUCUCGCGUAUGGCAUCAACAUCUGUCUCUCGUUUGUCAUUUAUAAAAUCUAGCAUAGAGGUAGCUAGAAAAUAUAAAUUUGAUGGAUUUGAUCUUGACUGGGAAUUCCCUCAGAACAAAAAGGACAUGGAGAAUUUCGCGAUUUUAUUAAAUGAAUGGAGGGUUGAGGUUAAGAAAGAAUCUUUGGCUACAAAAAGGCCACAACUUUUGAUCACAGCAGCUGUUUACUUCUCUGUUGACUUCUUCUUAUGGGGUGAGUUUAGAUCAUAUCCUGUACCUUCAAUUAACAAGAACUUGGAUUGGAUCAACUUAAUGUUCUACGAUUAUCGUGGAUCAUGGGAUACAUCUGCAACUGGUGCACAAGCAGCAUUAUUCGACACGAAAAGUAAUGUUAGUACAAGUUAUGGACUAAGUACUUGGAUCAAAGCAGGGGCCUUAAGAAGUAAAUUGAUAAUGGGAUUGCCACUUUAUGGUAGGACAUGGAAAUUGAAAGAUCCAAAUGUUGAUGGAAUUGGUGCACCAGCAGUUGGUGUUGGUCCUGGUGAUGAAGGGACAUUAACUUAUAGGGAAAUUGAGAAAUUCAAUGAGGAAAACAAUGCUAAAGUUGUAUAUGAUUCUGCUACUGUUUCUGCUUAUUCUGUGGCUGGAACUUCUUGGAUUGGCUUUGAUGACACUAACUCUGUUGCAAUGAAGUUACACUAUGCUCAAUCACAAAGACUUAGAGGCUACUUCUUUUGGGCUGUUGCUGGUGAUAAAGAUUGGAAAAUCUCAACAACAGCUAAGCAAUCAUGGAUUAUUUCCUAAGAGAUGAAGCGGGGGGGGGGGG